AUGUCCAAUCAUGAGAAAAUGUCCACAGCAGAUUUGAUGGAGAGCCUCAGGGAAGAGCUGACAUGUUUCAUCUGCUUGGGUUAUUUCAGCAGUCCAGUGACCACCGAGUGUGGGCACAGCUUUUGUCUGAUGUGCCUCCUCAAGAGUUGGGAGGAGCACAACACACCUUUAUCUUGUCCUGAGUGCUGGAGGACUUUGGGAGCCCCUCAUUUUCAAGCCAACGAGCGACUGGGGAGACUGGCUAAUAUUGGAAGACAGCUGAGAUCCCAGGUGCUGCAGAAUGAGGACGAGCAGAACACCUGUGGGAGAACCCCAGGGCCCAAUAGGGUGUUCUCUGAUGACGAACAGAGCAUCAUUAAUUUCUCACCGCCAAGUCAUGGGACGAACAAGGCAUAUUUCUCAAGUGAGGCUGAGGAGCAGCACAAAGAAAAACUCCAGGAUAUCAUAAAUAUUUUACGGAAGAAGAAGAAGGAGGCUCAGGCCGUCCUGAACCAUGAGAAGGAGCGAGUGAGGUUGUGUAAGGAGGAGACAAAGAAUUGUAAGCAGGUUGUUGUGUCUGAAUAUAUGAAGAUGCACCAGUUUCUGAAGGAAGAGGAGCAGCUCCAGGUCCAGCUCCUGGAGAAGGAGGAAAAGGAGAACAUGAAGAAACUGAGGGAAAAUGAGAUCCAUCUGACCCAGCAAAUCCGUCGCCUCAGCAAAAUGAUUGGACGGAUUGAGUCCACCUGUCAGAACUUGACAUUAGAGUCUUUUGAGGAAGUCAAAGGAGCCAUGGAUCGGUAUGAGUCCCUGUUGUUUCAGUGUCCAGAGACCACCAUCACAGAACUGAGCCUGUGUCGCAUCACUGGGAUGAGGGAGAUGCUGCGGAAAUUCAGCACAGAUGUAACUCUAGAUCCAGCCACAGCCAAUGCUUACCUGCUUUUGUCGGACGAUCUGAAAAGCGUGCAGUACGCAGGGACCCGACAGCAACUGCCUGACAACCCAGAGAGAUUUGAUCAGUCUGCAACUGUAUUGGGAGCCCAGAUCUUCACCUGUGGGAGACACUACUGGGAGGUGGAAGUGGGAAAGAAGACAGAGUGGGAAGUGGGUAUCUGCAAGGACUCUGUGAGCAGAAAGGGGAAUCUCCCCAAGCCUCCUGGGGACCUCUUCUCACUCAUAGGCUUAAAAAUUGGCGACGAUUACAGUCUCUGGGUUUCAUCGCCUCUGAAAGGUCAACAUGUCCGAGAGCCUGUGCAAAAAGUUGGUGUGUUCUUGGACUAUGACUCUGGACACAUAGCCUUCUACAAUGUGACAGAUGAGUCGCUGAUCUACAGCUUCCCUCCAACCUCUUUCCACGAAGCCCUCAGACCUAUCUUUUCCCCUUGUCUUCCAAAUGAGGGGACAAAUACAGACCCUCUUAUCAUCUGCCACAUCUGA
Messenger RNA from Apodemus sylvaticus (European woodmouse), 1413 nucleotides. RefSeq names its product tripartite motif family like 1 (gene Triml1). Bases 1 to 1413 code for a protein of 470 amino acids. The transcript has 6 exons. The record is from RefSeq and is a predicted model, not a curated record. Lineage: Eukaryota; Metazoa; Chordata; Mammalia; Rodentia; Muridae. Gene Ontology annotation, molecular function: protein binding.